CAGUGUCUCCACGGAAGCCAGAGGGAGAGGGUGUCUUUUUGGUGACGGCAGCUAAGGAGGUGGGGGAGCCAGAACGGUGAACAGCCUUGCCGGGAGCGGACGCACACACACGCAGGCUCCCAAACGCUAGCCUAGAUCACGUUACUGGACUUCUGCUGUUGUUUUUUAGUCAUUUUUUGUACGAACUUGUGGUCUUUCGGUGUGAUUUAGCGUUUAGCGUUUUGUUGUUGGUCUUGAAGAAAAGAUACAGCCGUGCCAUCAGUCACCCGCCUCUGUCAAAGGAAGUGGAGAUUUGCAGCUUGACUUGAUGUUUGGGAAGGUUCGGUGAAAAACACGAAACUAACCUAAACACACACGCACACGCACAAAAAAAAGGUAAACUAAACCCAAACACACACACACACACACACACACACACACACACACACACACACACACACACACACACACACAUACCCACAGACCCGCCCCCAUGGACUCGUGGUCUCGGCGACGGUCUGGUGUGGCGCGGGCGGUGGAGGGCGUGGUGAAGCGGCGGAAACACGUGGUGCUGGUUGGGCUGGACGGUUCUGGCAAGACUACAGUGCUGACCAGACUCAAGUACAGGUGUUAUGUGGCCACGACCCCCACCAUUGGCUUCAACCACGAGAAGGUGUGGGGAGGAGGAUACCGGUGGUCGUGUUGGGACGUGGGCGGAGGAGAAAGACUGCGCCCCUUGUGGUCCUCCUACACACGAGCUACGGAUGGUCUUGUGUACGUGGUUGAUUCUGCUUCCCCCACGGACGUCAUGGAGGAGGCGAGGGUGGAACUGGCCAGGGUGUUGAAGAAGUCACGAGCUUCUUCCGCACAGCUGGGCAUCCCCACACCCCCUCUCCUUGUGCUGGCCAACUUCCAGGACCAGAUACACGCCCGUUCAGCCCAGGGCGUGGCACUCUCCUUGGGCUUGAGCGAGGCCGUGGGCGUGGUGUGGGCGGUGGCUCCCGUGUGCGCCCUCACAGGAGAAGGGCUGGACGACGCCAUGGCGACCCUCAGAGCGCUCAUCGACAAGGUCCGGCAGGAGGCGCGUCGGCGGGACAGGUGGCGCUGAGAUAGAGUUAACAUGCUACAGAUAAGCUAUGUACUUCGAGACUUCCUCCUUCACUUCCCAGCGGCGAGGGACACCCGUGGCCCUACCUGUGGUCCCCCUCGCUACCUGCACGCAGCUGGCACCCUUACCUGGCAUCCCCAGCUGGUUGGAAUCAAGCCAGCGGGAUGUUUGUCCUGUAUUCUCACUCCUUUCACUCCCUUCACCUCCUGUCACUCUAUACGCCCUCCACACACAGAGGCGUCCUUCAGCCAGCCAGUCAAGCAAACACUACCUCCUUCCCUACCUCCUGCCCUUCCCGCCCUUCCCGUCAGCACUCCCUUAGGCCCCGAGGCUUGGGUGGACUUCUGAAGUGUGUUGCCCUUUGUCACCUCUUGGCCUGUGUCGGCUCCUCUUUGUUUUGUUUUAAGAUGUGUUUGUGUGCGUGUGCCUGCCGCCGUCAGGAGGUGAUUAGCGCGGCCCCGUCAUAGAGAGACGCUAACGAGGCACUGAUGAACGAAACCACAGACUCACGUGUACAGAGGAGGGUGGAGGUGAUGACGGCAAUGUACUGAGACAGAUUAGCACGCCGGCGCUCUCACCGAUAAGACAGAAAAAAAAAAAAAAAAAGAGAGAGAAAUGAACGAAACACUCAGCUCACGACCCUUUAUCUCACGAAACUCGACGAAACCACGAACAUGAACGACCCGCAUCCCGAUGAAGACUGCGAUACCGAAGACGACUCCCUGUCCCCCCACGACCUCGACCUCGACCCCUCAGCCUCCUCCAGCGACGUCGGCAGGAGGAGCCUUCAGGAGAGCUGCAAAAGGAGAGAAGGAAAAACACAACAGAACACAAACGAAGAACAAACAAUGGUGGCUUUUAAGGUCCAUACAAGGCUGUUUGUGUAGGAUAGGAAGGCGAAGAGGAAGGAGGAGGAGGAGGAGGAGAAGACCAACAAACUCAGGAUGGAUAUAGAAUAGUUUGCCUUGUUUGUGAAGUGUAAUAGUAAAAAUAGUAGUGUUUUCAAUGUACUAUCUCUCCUAUCAUGUACUAGAGUUGUUGCUAUUGUACUAUAUAGAAAAACGUACUACUACUACUACUACUACUACUACUACUACUACUACUACUACCACCACCAAAAUUAUGAUGUGUAUUUUUUAUUCACAAUAGAUUCGAAACUGAUCAAUUACAACAACAAAACAACAACAACAACAACAACAACAACAACAACAACAACAAGCUGGCAGGGACUCGCCUUUCCCUAGAAAAAUAAGGAAAUAAGAGGAAACAAAGAAGAGGGAAGACUGUGUGUUUCCCCAAUCAUCUUCCUUCCUUCUUCCCUCCCCAAUCUUCCUCUUCCUUUAGUCUUCUUCCUUCUCUCCUUCUUCAGCUCUCAGUUUAUCAGUUUUGUUGAAUAUUUCCUCGUAGUUUCUGUGUGUUUUAUUUACUCUGUUUUAUUGCGAUUUAUCUAUUUAUUCAGCGUUAUUUUAUUAGUUGUACAUUCUCUCUCUCUCUCUCUCUCUCUCUCUCUCUCUCUCUCUCUCUCUCUCUCUCUCUCUCUCUCUCUGUUCACUUAGUAAUAUAUAUUUAAUCUCCAUAUACAUAAUUUUAAAAGAUUUUAUAUAACUUAAUCAAAAAUAAACAGUAUUAUACGAG
This is a messenger RNA of Portunus trituberculatus (swimming crab), 2722 nucleotides long. Its product is annotated as ADP-ribosylation factor-like protein 4C. The record is from RefSeq and is a predicted model, not a curated record. NCBI's taxonomy places the organism in Eukaryota, Metazoa, Arthropoda, Malacostraca, Decapoda, Portunidae. Gene Ontology annotation, molecular function: GTPase activity; GTP binding. Gene Ontology annotation, biological process: intracellular protein transport; vesicle-mediated transport. The transcript has 5 exons. Gene Ontology annotation, cellular component: cytoplasm. Bases 473 to 1087 code for a protein of 204 amino acids.